Messenger RNA from Notodromas monacha, 862 nucleotides. Lineage: Eukaryota; Metazoa; Arthropoda; Ostracoda; Podocopida; Cyprididae. The record is from the annotation of a GenBank genome assembly.
AUUUAUGCGUUUUAUUUUUCAGCGAGAGGCUUGAGGUUUUCAGAGAAAAAUGUCAGCUCCGAACGCGGUUUUCAUGAGUGCCUCUCCGAAUCACUCCCCGAAACAUUUCCUGCGAUAUUUUUUUGAAGAAGAUAAAAUACCGGAACCCAUAAAAACGGACGUUCACGAUUGCAUGGAAAAGUUUCCGUAUUUGCUGAGUAACAAAUACUACGAAGCAACCAUAAACCUGUGUUUAGCUCAUGAGAAGAAUCUCGUUGGAGCAGAUUUUGCCGAGAGUGUUGAAGCUGUCAUCCUUCACUUUGACAGCACGUCGACUCAUGGUUUGAAGAACGCUGAAGACUGGCUGCCAUUCGUUCAAGCCUGGGAACCCAGUGUUUGCAUUUUGUCUUGCGGCUCGUGUUCUAGUGAAAAUGUUGUUUCCGGAAUUACCCGGCUGAGAGCGCAAGAAUGGUGCAUAGAGCAUGGUUUUGAACUGGUCGAAUUGGAACCCAAUGCAGGAAGCGACGAUGAUGAUGAUGAAAAUGUUCCUUUUGGCAAUGCGCGUGGACCUGGUAGAAUCCUGGCCGCUUUGAAUGCCCACACUUGGUCAAACCUAGUUUUGAAGGAGGAGCCAGAUGCUCGGACAUCGGCUUCAAACCGGCUGAAGGAGUCUGUUUCAUCUCCUCCGAAAGAAGACGAGGAAGAAGGUGGCGAAAGUUUCGAAGAUCUUUUCCAAAAUUUCGCCGCGAUGAAAGCCAAGUGUGAUUCCUUAUCGUCGGACGAACGAAAGAAGUACGCGGAAGAAAUCGCCGUCGCCUUUUGGCGUGCCAUGUCCGGAGACGAAGAAGAAGUCACUGGAUUGGACUCUGAACCUGAAACUUGA